This is a messenger RNA of Chaetura pelagica (chimney swift), 2937 nucleotides long. It is a transcript of the gene RANBP17, whose product is annotated as RAN binding protein 17. Gene Ontology annotation, cellular component: nuclear pore; cytoplasm. Lineage: Eukaryota; Metazoa; Chordata; Aves; Apodiformes; Apodidae. The record is from RefSeq and is a predicted model, not a curated record. The coding region runs from base 1 to 2937 and encodes 978 amino acids. Gene Ontology annotation, molecular function: small GTPase binding; nuclear export signal receptor activity. The transcript is spliced from 26 exons. Gene Ontology annotation, biological process: protein export from nucleus.
AUGUUUGCCUUCUGGUCACAGAAUGCCUCCUGUGUUUUGCAGACUCUGGCAGAACUAGAAGUACUAUGUAACCACCUGUAUGAAGGAACUGAUCUAGCCCAACGAGUGCAAGCUGAGAAGGUGCUCUUGGAGCUCAUUGAGAGCCCAGAAUGCCUUAGCCAGUGCCAGCUUCUGCUAGAGCAAGGAACGACCUCCUAUGCUCAGCUCCUAGCAGCCACAUGCCUGUCUAAGCUUGUAAGCAGAGCAUCCCCACUACCUAUUGAGCAAAGGAUUGAUAUUCGAAAUUACAUUCUGAACUAUGUAGCAUCUCAACCCAAACUGGCUCCUUUUGUCAUCCAAGCUCUUGUUCAAGUCAUUGCUAAAAUGACAAAAUUAGGAUGGUUUGAGGUACUGAAAGAUCAUCUCAUCUUCAGAGACAUUAUUGCUGAUGUAAAAAAAUUUUUGCAGGGCACUGUGGACCAUUAUAUAAUAGGAGUAAUGAUUCUCUCAGAACUGACUCAGGAAAUGAAUCUAGUUGAUUAUUCAAGACCUUCAGCAAAACAUCGUAAAAUAGCUACCUCGUUCCGUGACACCUCUCUAAAGGACAUACUGAUGCUUGGGUGCUCUCUUUUGAAGGAGCUCUUGGCAAAACCUGUAGCCCUUCAGGACCAACGGCAGCAAAGUCUAGCCAUGCAACUUUUGAAGCUUGUACUAAACUGUCUUAAUUUUGAUUUCAUUGGAAAUUCAGCUGAUGAAUCUGCAGAUGACCUAUGCACUGUGCAGAUUCCAACCAGCUGGAGAACAAUUUUCCUGGAGCCAGAGACGUUGGACCUGUUUUUUGAUUUGUAUCAUUCCCUUCCACCGAUGCUGUCUCAGUUAGCACUUUCUUGUUUAGUUCAGUUUGCUUCUACGAGGAGAUCUUUGUUCAGCAAUCCAGAACGUGCCAAAUAUCUUGGUAAUCUAAUCAAAGGAAUGAAACAAAUACUUGAAAAUCCACAGGGUUUAUCUGAUCCAGGUAAUUACCAUGAAUUCUGUCGGUUUUUGGCUCGGCUAAAGACAAACUAUCAACUAGGAGAGCUAGUAAUGGUGAAAGAUUACCCAGAAGUCAUCCGCCUCAUAGCAAAUUUUACUAUUACUAGCCUACAGCAUUGGGAGUUUGCUCCAAAUAGUGUUCAUUAUUUGCUGACUCUGUGGCAGAGAAUGGUGGCAUCUGUGCCCUUUGUGAAAACAGCAGAACCCCACUUCUUAGAUACAUAUGCACCCGAGAUAACAAAAGCUUUUAUUACUUCUAGACUGGAAUGUGUUCCUGUAGUUAUAAGAGAUGGUUUAGAAGAUCCACUGGAUGAUGCAGCUACAGUUUUCCAACAGCUGGAGCAACUGUGCACAGUUAGCAGGUGUGAAUAUGAAAAGACCUGUACUCUUCUUGUACAGUUGUUUGACCAAAAUGCACAAAACUACCAAAAACUAUUGCACUCUUCUAGUAGGAAUCCAUUAGAAAUCACAAUUCAGGAAGGACGCCUGGCAUGGCUUGUCUAUUUUGUGGGUACUUUUGUGGGAGGACGAUUAACAUACACUAGUACUGAAGAACAUGAUGCCAUGGAUGGAGAACUAUCCUGUCGGGUUUUUCAGCUGAUCUCUUUGAUGGAUGCCCAGUUACCACAGUCCAGUAAUGAAAAAGUAGAACUGGCAAUUCUGUGGUUCUUGGAUCAGUUCCGUAAAACGUAUGUGGGAGACCAACUUCAGCCCACCUCAAAGGUGUAUGCCCGAAUGUCAGAAGUCUUAGGCAUAACAGAUGACAACCAUGUUCUGGAAACAUUUAUGACCAAAAUUGUCACAAACCUUAAAUUCCAGGGAAGGUGUGAGCCUGUGAUUUCAAGAACUCUUCAGUUUCUGAAUGACCUUUCUGUUGGUUACAGUCUCCUGAAAAGGCUUGUGAAAAUAGAGGCUGUGAAAUUCAUGCUUCAGAAUCACACAAGCAAGCACUUCCCUUUCCUGGGCAUCAGUGACCAUGACAGCCUCAGUGACCUCAGGUGCAGGACAGUGUUCUACACAGCUCUCACUCGUCUGCUGAUGGAGGACUUAGGUGAAGACGAAGAUGAGUUUGAGAACUUCAUGCUCCCCCUCACGGUUUCCUUUGAAAGUCUGACUCAGGCAUUCAACAGUAGUUUUGAGCAAGAAGAAGCAAAGCGUAUGUUGGUGGGGCUGGCGAGGGAUCUUCGCGGGAUCGUCUCUGCUCUCAACACAAAGACCAGCUACUCCAUGCUGUUCCACUGGAUAUACCCUGCCUAUAUUUCUGUCCUUCAAAGAGCUGUUGAGCUGUGGUACCGUGAGCCUGCCUGUACAACCCCCAUCCUGAAGCUGAUGGCAGAAUUCAUGCAAAACAGAUCGCAACGUUUAAAUUUUGAUGUAUCCUCUCCCAAUGGAAUUCUGCUCUUCAGAGAAGCUAGUAAAAUGAUUUGUACCUAUGAUACAAUUGUCUCCUCCAGCUGCUGUGCUAGUUUGGACUACAUUGUCACCUACCUCUUCAAGCACCUCGCUAAAGAAGGCAAGAAGACUCUGAGAUGCAGAGAGAUUUCAGAGGAUGGACAGAGAUUGCUUCAUUUCAUGCAGCAGAACCCAGAAGUCCUACAGCAGAUGAUGUCAAUCCUAAUGAACACCAUCAUUUUUGAAGACUGCAGAAACCAAUGGUCUGUGUCCAGACCCCUGCUUGGACUUAUACUUCUCAAUGAGAAAUACUUCAGUGAGCUGAGGGCAACCCUGGUAGCCAGUCAGCCUGAGAACAAACGGGAAGUCCUGGACCAGUGCUUCAGGAGUCUGAUGGAAGGAGUUGAGCAAAACCUUCUGGUGAAGAACAGAGACAGGUUCACUCAGAACAUGUCAGUCUUCCGAAGGGACGUGGCUGACGCUUUGCGUGGUGACGCGGCCGCCGAGCCCGGCAGCUCGGACAUGAUGAGUUGA